Arabidopsis thaliana (thale cress) is the source of this 438-nucleotide messenger RNA. RefSeq lists its product as uncharacterized. The transcript has a single exon. NCBI's taxonomy places the organism in Eukaryota, Viridiplantae, Streptophyta, Magnoliopsida, Brassicales, Brassicaceae. The coding region runs from base 1 to 438 and encodes 145 amino acids. The record is from RefSeq and is marked reviewed.
AUGGAGAAUGAGACUGGUGGGAAGGAUAGGGAGGUAGUUGAAGCAGUGACAAACAGUGAACCUGGAAAUGGUGAUGGAUUUGCAAAAAAAGGCGACUCUUAUGAUGACAAAUUACCUUCUGAAAAUGUUGACAAACAUAUGGAGAAUGAGGCUAAUGAGAAGGAGAAGGAGGAAGAUGGUGCUGCUGAUGAGCUGUGCGCUUUACAGGAUGCGCUUGAGACGACACUGUUUCAGCAUUUAAGCAACUAUGCACAGAAGCAGAUGUUACAGAAGUUGAGGAGCCUUAGAGCCAAGGAAAGGAAAGAGUUGAGCGGUGAAUGGAAGUCAUUACUUGCUCAGGAGGCGCUACUGAAGAGCAAGAAAUAUUCGUUUUCAGCCGAACUCGCAAAUGCAACAUUUCAUACUUGGGAAGAAGAAACUAGACGAAUGGUUUUGUGA